AUGCAGACGAGCAAUACCUCUUAUUCGGGAGGAUUGUUCCAGUAUUUCCCGUUCAAUGGUACUGAUUGGAUUCCAAUUCUGUUGCACGAUGGUUUCUCCGAUACUCGAAUACAGUUCAUGCUCUUUCUGUGUGCAUUUUUUGCCCUCGUUCAAUUGGUCUUAUACAUCCAUUACUUGUUCCUCGUGGCCAGAAAAAAAUUUCCCCGACGCUGGUUCGCAGCCCGCAAAAGGAAAAAACAGUUAGCGAUCGAACGAUUUUGUGCUUCAAAUACUGGAUCGGUAUCUGAUCUUGAACCUUGUGAAUCGUGCAGGUCGCUGAAUAGGAGGAAAGACUCCUGUGAAUGGGAUUUCGACGUCGCCUUAGAUCGCCUAUUACGUCAAAACCACGUCAAGUGCAACCCUGACGAGGCCAACGCAAUUAUGGAAGCGGUGGUAGAGACAAAAACUGGAACGAUCCCGCAAAUUGUUCGUAAACCAUUUUCAGAGAGAUCCAGACGAUCGUUGAUGCAUCGUAAUGUUUCCAGUCAUGUCAACAGUAAAAGUCAUCGUCAACGUGUGGUUAUUCUCUCCGUUGUAGCUGCAUUCUUUGCCAUUUGCAUGACCGCUCAUGUCACCAGCCUGAUUGUAGCUAUUCGGACGGAUCACGUGAUCACUGAAGCUCUGAAUGCUCUGCCCGAGCGAGGACAUGUGAUCACAAUACAGGCGGAGAGAUUUUUGGAAAACUGUUUGGAUUCCACCUACGACAUGAUUCGCGUACACAUUCGGAACGACGCUGCACGAAUCGAUAACCAAAGCCAUUUGCACUACCUGGUUGAUCGUGCAAAACAACUAGGCUCAGAAGCCGUGGCGUGCUUGAUAGACCCGUGUAUGAGCAAUCAGAAUGUCUCAAAUGAGGCGAUUAUAUUGUUUCCUCAGGUAUCAACUAACACUUCAAAUGAAAUACUGGCUGAUUCGCUCCUCGCUACUUUCAACAUUGUGUUAUCUCGAUUAACCGCUCUGUCAGAAGCAUCUGUGGCACUAAACAGCCAGACCAUUCAAAUCACGGAACGUGCAUGGUAUGAGUAUCGUCAAGGUUUGAGUCGAAUUGUUCCCUUUCGAUCCACAUGGAGUGAACAGAUUUCAGCAAAUGAUUCGUGGAGCUCAUCUGUUUUGGUGUCACGAAUCUACCAUACAAUAUGUUCGCAUUUGUCCCAUACACUCAUCUUUACAUCAUGUGAACAAGUGAGCACGUAUCUUCACUCAUUUGUCAAUUACGUCAACGCGCUACCCACAAUGCUUCCCUCGAAAAGUUUAGAAUCUGUUAUUCAGUUUGCAUCUAUGCCACGAGUCUUUCAUGCAGAAAAAUUGGUAAAAGACUGGUUGCCAGUUGUCACCGAUUUACCUGGUCAAGGUGUCUUAUUCCUUCUGCAAACUUAUCUUGUCCCGGAAAUAAAUCGAUUGAAGACCAAGUUGAGCGAGAUCACAGCCACUACACCACCCUAUGAAGUGGUUGAACAAUUUAAUCGCUACACGCGUGUUUACGCCAGUAUGAUGAUCAUUACUUUUACAAUACUCGUGGCCUCUGGUCUUCUAUUGCUCUCUGUCACAUGUUACUUCAUUUUCCGUGCCUGUGUCCAGUAUCACGACUGGCAGGAUGAGUGCUAUCAGUCCCCCACCUCGCACAGUUCAUCAUUUAGCACGAUGAGAACAACCAAGACAGCAAGUUCAUCUUGCGAACGUAGUUGUCGCUUCUUGCGUUGGUUCACCUGGAUUCUAGUCAUGCUAAUCUGCCUCGUAUUGGUCAUCGUAGGUACAAGUAUUGUCUACGUCUCUGCCUUAAUUCAGAAUGAGACAUGCCUAUAUAUGUUUCCUGGUCCGGCCCAGAAUGUGGCAGAUAUCAAAUUGACUACUGGCCUGUCUAAGUUGCUGCAAAAUCUAGACAAAUUGAAAUCCCUCCUGGAGACACCGUAUCUCAAUCUAGAGAUACCGUAUCCCAUAUUGAAAACGUUUGGUUCCGAUUACCGCCCAGGACAAAUGCCGCUUCUGCCAAGUUUGCACUUAAAUCCGCCAGUCAAUUUCUCUGCGUUAUUGCACUCAACCUGGUUCAACCAAACACUAAACUAUCUUUGGCACAAAGACGUUCGCGAGAAGCUAGAACAAGUAGAUGUGGCAUCAAGGCUACCGAAAAUUCAACUGGAGCAGAUUUUCAAUCAGGUGGUGAAAUCCAUGCAACUAGAAAAGUCCUUCGAUCAUUUGAAUGUGGCCUCUUUGAACAGUUAUUUGAAUGAUCCGGGUCCAGCUUAUGUCGUCGAGCUACGUAAAGUUCUCCUACAAAUUGACACAAACGAGUCCAGAACACUGGCGAACGAAUUCGUGGAUGUGGAGAAAUACUAUAAAACCUACUCUCAGAGUUAUCGUAUUGCAAGAGAAAAUUUGGUGAGAAUUGAUCAAAACAAGGAGUUAAUUGCCCCUGUUCGCAUGCUCGUGUCCAAUGCAUCGAUCGCGCUGAACAGACUGAAUCAGCUGACCACGAGUCAGUUGAUUGCUUUAAUUGAUCAGGUGAUCACACGGGGCUGGCCGAAAUAUUUGCCAUCUAUAGAGAAACAACUAGUUCCGUUUCUUUUACGCCUUUUAGACGACCUGAUUCCGUUUCCCGGUCUGACUCCGAUCUAUCAAGAAACAAUUGGCAUUCUUUGUCCCUUACUUGAUAAUCAAAGUCAUCCCGAAUGGACACUUAACUUUCCUCGGUCUUCCAAUGUAUCGUUCAAUCCCGAAUUAGACAAGCUGGGUACAAGUUUGUUUAUCAGCGCUAUGGCCCUAAUGUUGGCCAGCUUGUGUUCGCUUUUCGUAGCCUGA
Molecule: messenger RNA, 2835 nt
Organism: Echinostoma caproni
Lineage: Eukaryota; Metazoa; Platyhelminthes; Trematoda; Plagiorchiida; Echinostomatidae
Source: the annotation of a GenBank genome assembly